AUGAGCAGUUUAAGAAAAGAUGAAUUUUACGAACACAUGCGAAGGCUAGGAAGGUUGUCUCACCUUAAUCUGCUGCCGCUUGUGGCUUUCUACUACACAAAUGUAGAAAAACUUUUGAUAACCAAGGUUGCUGAACAAGGCAGCUUGGCUAGUCACCUCAAUGGUAAUCGAAGUCCUCAACAACUAGCUCUUGACUGGCCAACCCGCUUAAAGAUCAUCAAAGGUACAGCCAAGGGAUUGGCUUAUCUUUACAAGGAGCCCCCUAACAUAACCGUACCACAUGGCCAUCUAAAGUCAUCCAAUGUUAUGCUAAACUACACACAUGAACCCCUUCUAGUUGAUUAUGGCCUAGCACCAGUGAUCAACAAGAAGCACGCCCAACAAUUUAUGGUAGCCUACAAAUCACCAGAGUCUACACAAAAUGACAGUUUAAAUAGAAAGAUUGACGUAUGGAAUCUUGGGAUUCUGAUGUGUUGCUGUGAAUGGGAUGUGGAGAAAAGAUGGGAUUUGAAUGAAGCUGUUGAGAAAAUUGAAGAGUUAAAGGAAAGGGAUUGGGGUGAUGACUUCUCUUCAAAUGCUAGUGAAGAUGUGUAUUCAUCGAGGGUCUAUUACUAA
Fraxinus pennsylvanica is the source of this 615-nucleotide messenger RNA. NCBI's taxonomy places the organism in Eukaryota, Viridiplantae, Streptophyta, Magnoliopsida, Lamiales, Oleaceae. The record is from the annotation of a GenBank genome assembly.